CCUCAUUUCCUCUCAACCAAUCAUCACACCAUCCUAGUUUCUAAUCAACAGCAAUCGCAAAUCAAAUAAUCAUUUCUCUAAUCGAAGUUUAGAAACAAAAUUAAUUGCCCGAGAAAAAUGUCAGGCAGAGGAAAGGGAGGAAAAGGAUUGGGAAAGGGAGGAGCCAAGAGGCAUCGGAAAGUUCUAAGAGACAACAUCCAAGGGAUUACGAAACCAGCGAUUCGCCGACUUGCGAGAAGAGGAGGAGUGAAGCGUAUCAGUGGUUUGAUCUACGAGGAGACUCGCGGCGUUCUCAAGAUCUUCCUCGAGAACGUCAUCCGCGACGCCGUUACUUACACGGAGCACGCUCGCCGGAAAACUGUGACGGCCAUGGACGUCGUUUACGCUCUCAAGAGACAGGGCCGGACUCUUUACGGAUUCGGUGGCUAAUUCCGAUUGCUUUCAGUUUCUGAUUUUGUAAAAUCUUUCGAUUUCUAGGAUUUGCGAUCAUCGCUGUUUAAAGAUGAAUGAAUUGAAAAGAAAAAAAUUAUGCAUAUUU
Eutrema salsugineum is the source of this 538-nucleotide messenger RNA. Its product is annotated as histone H4. NCBI's taxonomy places the organism in Eukaryota, Viridiplantae, Streptophyta, Magnoliopsida, Brassicales, Brassicaceae. Bases 118 to 429 code for a protein of 103 amino acids. Gene Ontology annotation, molecular function: DNA binding; protein heterodimerization activity; structural constituent of chromatin. The transcript has a single exon. Gene Ontology annotation, cellular component: nucleosome. The record is from RefSeq and is a predicted model, not a curated record. Gene Ontology annotation, biological process: nucleosome assembly.